AAUAUUUUGAUAUUUCUUAAUAAAGAACUAAACAUUUAAUGGGGUGUCCUAAUUUUUCACAUGACUGUAUGUUAGAGGAGAUGACUCAUAAUCAGCUGAUGAAACCUUUGCAUGUGUCCCUAAACUUUAUAUUUAAAGUAAUCUUAUAUUGUACCUUCUUUCCCUUCACCACUCUCUGCCGUGACUUUCUGUUCUCCCUCUGUCUCCCCCUUGAUUUUCAGUCAUGUAUUCUUACAUUUUUUUGGUUAUAGUAUAUAUGAUAAAAAAUACCUAGUGUCAGUACUGAUUGGUUUAACAAGGUUAAUGAGGAGUUAACAGCAGUAAAUAGGAUUGACCAUCUCUGCUGGGUAGUAGAUGACUGUGCUUUCCCACCUCUGUAGCCUUGUUACUGCUAGCCCAGCGAUUCUGUGGCAGCUGGCCUUGACUUUUGGUUUGUGCUACUUUCCAUUUGCCCAGGCACAAGGGUAAUGUUAGUGCCAGUACUCCUCAUGUUGAUGGAGACAAGGGACAGUAGAAGAGAGGCUGAUGUCCUUGGCCUAAAUCAUAUCUCUGGGUGCUAUCAUUUUGUACACCUUGCAGCAUCCUUUGGAAAUUUCACUUUAAUUUUUGACAUUUUAAAAUUGUUCUCAUUUACAUUGAUGUUUAUUUUGCCCAGAUGAAGUGUAACAUAGAUGUCAUUUGGCAGUCUAAUUAGACUGAAACCAUCGAUUCAAUUUUGUUACAAGCGUCGUGAAUGAGGCUAUUAAGGAAGAUCCCCUUAUAAUGUGAAUUCGUUGAUAUUUUUUUUAGGAAUAUUGCCAUGGCAACCAUGCACUACUGAGCCACCAUAAACAGUGGUUUUUCAUCCAACCUACACCUGUAUGGGUCCGAACGUGGAGACCGGCGGGGCUGAACGGCUCCCCUUAUUAAUGGGCUCCGGUGAUGGAGGUGCUCCACGCUGCAGCGCUGUACCCUCAUUGUUAUUCUACGGACGUAGGUUGCUCACAGCUCAGCAGUCCCACGACAUCUCCUCCAGACCUCCCAGCGCAUCCUUCAGCUUCGGCGCUUCAGUUUAUAUCUGACAGGCGCCUCUGUGGGGGGAGCGAAGGUCCUUCUGCGAAUCGCAGCAGCGGGUCGCUGUCUGGUCCGAGCUCACAGGACGUUGUGGGACCGAUAGGGCGGCGUGUGCUUCGGGGUAGCUGAGAUCGCAGACUCCGCUAAAUCAAGGUCCACUGGAUGAGAACCAUGAGCAAAGUGGGGGAAGAGUUGGACCACAUGAUACCAUGAAGAGAAGACUGCAGGUGCUGCUCUGCCAGCUGCUGAGUGUUCUCGUGAUCCUGCCCAAACCGGAGGCCUCAGAACAGGAGCCCUUGCAUGAAUCCACAGCUGUGACCUCCACGCAGCAUCCUGUCCUCCCUGUGGGCCUGCAGAGUGUUCCCAAAUCCACCCCCGUGGACCCACCUGCGAGCCGGAGCAGUGUACGGCCUACAGUGGCCCUCAGCUCCCCUGCCGCUAAGCCGCCAACGCUCGCUUCUCAGUCCGCUCACAGCACACUGCCGUACGUCGUCACCUCGCAGAAGGUGGCCGUUACCCCUCGUUUGGAAAGGAACAAGGGAGCAGCAUUCUCUCCACCCUCCCUAAGCCUCCAGGACGCUCCCCUGUCAGCUCCCCCCACCACAUCCAUUGUGAACAGCAAUCCCAGCCACACUGCGACAGGAAAUGACAUCACGACACACGGCGCUGCAGAUGCGUCUCCCAGUCUCGGCGAGGCGCCCCGUUCCAUGCAUCACCCAGACAAAGGCAGUGCGAAUGUAGCCUCACCCUGGAGGCACUCCCCCACCACUGUGGCCCCCUAUGUUGCCACCAGUUUCCUCAACAGACUGGUUCCAGUCCCUGAAUCUGGACCUACUGGCCCGGGUUAUGACCCGCCGCACUCACGGGGCACGCUCUGCCUGAGCAAGGCCGACAUAGCAUGGCUGGUGCUGGUCAUCACCGUGCCAGCUUCCUCCUGCUCCGUGCUCCUGACCAUCCUCUGCAUGAGGAGGAAGAAGCGGACGUCCAGUCAGGAGAACAACCUGAGCUACUGGAACGAUGCCAUCACCAUGGACUACUUCAACCGACAUGCAGUGGAGCUGCCGCGUGAGGUGCAGCCCCUGGAGACGGUGCAGGAGCAGGGAGCUGGUGCGCCCCCCAGUGGACACAUUGACAACGGCAUGGUGCUGGUCAACCCAUUCUGCCAGGAGACUCUGUUCAUCAACCAGAACACAGCAACAUCGUGAGACCGAACAAGAUAGAAAAAGCCGCCGUUUUUCCAAAGGUUUUCAAAAUACUGGCAUAUGUGAUAACCUGUAAUAAACGUCUGUUAUAUGUACAAACCUGCACACAUAUUGUGAAAAAGGAGGAUGAGUCUAUAAGGGUGCCCUGUGUAUGUUUCUGACGUGCUUUUUCUAUGACAGCUUAAUUGUAAAAUACAUUUAUAUGUCUUUUUUAGAAGUAUCCUUUCUUUGUUUUGUUAUAAGGUGAAGCUUAAAUGUGUAACAUAUAUGCUGUAGAGGGAUAAUAAGAUUAUAAUUAUAUGACUAUACAAUUCUGUAACCCAAGAUAAAAUAAGCCUGAUAACUUGAAAUCCAUUAGAAGACUGGGGAUGCUGAGGUGGCCUCCAGCCGCAGAGGAAGAACAGCUUCUCAGUGCUAGCGUUAGCUGUGUUCUGUAGAAACGAAAGCGCCGGGUGAAUUUUGACUUCUGAGGCCAGUGCGACGCCCUUUGGGAAGGCUCCUUGGAAGACAUGUUGCUACAGGAAUAUGUAGAGCGUAGCUUUCAUAAAUGGCACCAGUCAGAUGCACAUCAGAGGGCAGAACCCUUAACGUCUUAACGUCUUUAGCAUACUUCUAUAUGUACAUGUGCUCCUAUGUCUUUUGUCUCAUCCUUAUCCUGUGUGUGUGUGUGUGUGUGUGUGUGUGUGUGUGUGUGUGUGUGUGUUUAGUAUGGUGCAUGUGAUGAUGCAGGUUUCUUCUGGAGUAGGGUUUUUUUCUACAGGGAGGACGGAAAGUGACCUAUGGCUCUGAUUUGGAUUGGACAACCCUGACCCUGUUCUGUCCUGCAAGACACUGAGACCAAAAAGAGCAAAUGAUGCUUAUUAUUGCACUGCACUGUUUCUGAAAGCGAGGUUAACACUGACUCACAAAGAGGCAGUCAGCCAAUAAGAGCACUGGAUGCCUCAGAUGGGCCUCACAAAGAGGCAAUUAGCCAAUGAGAGCACUGGAUGCCUCACAUGGGCCUCACAAAGAGGCAGUCAGCCAGUAAGAGAACUGGAUGCCUAACAAAGAAGCAAUCAGCCAAUAAGAGCAGUGGAUGCCUCACGUGGGCGCACACCGCCAUUUUUGAUUGGCCUGUGGUUUCUUGGUUUCUGAUUGGUAAUACAUACCAGUUAAUGGAGGACAGGUAUAUAUACUGAGGCUCACUGUGUUGUGUGCAGUCAGGAAAAAACAAGGAAUAACAGACAAUUACUCCAUUAAUUUUAUUUACACCUUCUUUUCUUUUAACAUGUUUUAUUUUUCAUAGGAUUUCUCACUUAUCCAUCAUGUAAUAAAAGUGGUUUUAGGUUUCAGACACUGAUAGAAUAGAAAGAAGGCAGAUUUUUUAAAUUCUAAUUAUUAUUUUUAUAUAACAAACUGAAUAAAUGUUGGAUGUUAACCUUAUAUCUAUCUGCCUUUUUCUUUUGUAGUGUACACACUGUGGUUUUUCACGGUCAAACAAUAAACGACAUAAGAUUG
Molecule: messenger RNA, 3752 nt
Organism: Paramormyrops kingsleyae
Lineage: Eukaryota; Metazoa; Chordata; Actinopteri; Osteoglossiformes; Mormyridae
Biological process (GO): dendrite extension; postsynaptic density organization; retrograde axonal transport
Cellular component (GO): early endosome; axon; postsynaptic density
Source: RefSeq, a predicted model, not a curated record